AUGGCCAGGGGAAGCGCGAGCGGGAAUCAAGCAGUGAGUGGUGAAGCGUCUUGUUUUGCCUAUACCCCAGUCAGCUACAACGCUGUGACCAGCGCGUGUGAGAAAGGCGACCAGUGGCAUUGGGCGCUUGCGCUGCUGAGCGAGAUGUGGGAGGCGAACUUGGAGCCCGACGACAUCAGUUACAGCGCUGGGAUCAGCGCGUGCGAGAAAGGCGGACAAUGGCAGCGGGCUCUGUCGCUGCUCAGCGAGAUGUGGGAAGCUAAGCUGGUGCCCAACGCCAUGAGCUGCAGCGCUGGGAUUCUGGCUUGCGAUAGAAGCGGACAAGGGCAACGGGCGAUUUGGUUGCUCAAGGAUUUGCAGGCUCAAUUCCAAUCAUGGGGUCAACGAGUGCGGGGAAGGUAA
Molecule: messenger RNA, 402 nt
Organism: Prorocentrum cordatum
Lineage: Eukaryota; Dinophyceae; Prorocentrales; Prorocentraceae
Source: the annotation of a GenBank genome assembly